Carassius gibelio (silver crucian carp) is the source of this 3294-nucleotide messenger RNA. It is a transcript of the gene slc13a5b, whose product is annotated as solute carrier family 13 member 5b. NCBI's taxonomy places the organism in Eukaryota, Metazoa, Chordata, Actinopteri, Cypriniformes, Cyprinidae. Gene Ontology annotation, molecular function: citrate transmembrane transporter activity; succinate transmembrane transporter activity; sodium:dicarboxylate symporter activity. The transcript has 12 exons. Gene Ontology annotation, biological process: citrate transport; monoatomic anion transmembrane transport. Gene Ontology annotation, cellular component: membrane. The coding region runs from base 27 to 1769 and encodes 580 amino acids. The record is from RefSeq and is a predicted model, not a curated record.
AUGCACAAAACUUUCUUUAUUCUGAGAUGAUCCCAAUACUAAAAUCCAUAUGGAACAUGAAGAAUGGGAUAGUUCUUUUCUUCACUCCUUUGAUUUUUCUUCCACUCCCAGUGGUCAUCAACACAAGGGAGGCCAGCUGUGCCUAUGUGAUCAUACUGAUGGCAGUUUACUGGUGUACUGAGGCUCUUCCUUUAGCUGUCACUUCACUGCUACCUGCUGUCCUCUUCCCCAUGCUUGGCAUCAUGCAGUCCAAAAUGGUGUGUAUGCAAUACCUGAAGGACACUAACAUGCUGUUUGUGGGUGGACUAAUGGUCGCUGUGGCAGUUGAGCACUGGAACCUGCACAAACGCAUUGCCCUUCGAGUGCUUCUCAUUGUUGGGGUGCGCCCAGCACUCCUGAUGCUGGGCUUCAUGGGGGUGACAGCUUUCCUCUCCAUGUGGAUCAGUAACACGGCUACUACGGCCAUGAUGGUCCCCAUAGUGCAGGCUGUGCUGGAACAGCUGAACAAACAGGAGACAGAGUCGUCACAGACGACCUGUGGUGAGGAACGGCCCCAGGCCCCUGAGGCGGAAUACAAACAGACAGCAAAAGACAGAGACUCAGAAGUGGUGCUACGCAUGCUGGAUGUCUCACCAGAGGCCAAACAAAAGGAAUCAGCCGAGAAGCGGUUCAUGGCUAAAGGAAUGACUCUGUGUGUGUGUUAUGCGGCAAGUGUUGGGGGAACUGCCACACUCACUGGCACUGGACCGAACCUAGUACUGAAGGGUCAGAUGAACCAAUUAUUUCCUGAUAAUGGUGAUGUCAUCAACUUUGCCUCAUGGUUUGGGUUUGCCUUCCCCAACAUGAUCAUCAUGCUGACGAUAGCUUGGCUGUAUCUUCAGUUCAUUUUCAUAGGAUUCAACAUUAGGAAGACAUGGGGAUGUGGAGCGGUAAAGUCAGAGAAGGACAUAGCCGCCUAUAACGUGAUCCGGGAGCAGCAUCUUCAGCUGGGACCGAUGUGUUUUGGCGAACUCAGCGUUCUGGCUCUCUUCAGUUUGCUCAUAGCACUGUGGUUUACUCGAGAUCCUGGAUUUGUAACAGGCUGGGCAACACACACCUUUAACAUUGAAGCAGAAUAUGUGACAGAUGCUACAGUUGCAGUCUUCAUUGCCCUGUUGCUCUUCAUUCUGCCAUCUAAACCACCCCGGCUUUGCUUCUGGUCAUCAACUGGCUCUGAAACUGAUCCUCAACCCUAUUGUGCGCCCAGUCCAGCCCUGCUCUCCUGGAAAGUAGCUCAAAAGAAGUUACCCUGGAACAUAGUUUUGCUCCUAGGUGGAGGAUUUGCAUUGGCCAAAGGUAGCGAGGAGUCAGGUCUGUCCAGAUGGAUGGGAAACCAGUUGACUCCUCUGCAUAGUAUCCCUCCCUGGGCCAUUGUCAUCAUCCUGUGCCUCUUGAUUGCCAUUUUCACCGAGUGUACCAGCAAUGUUGCCACAGCUACCUUAUUUCUUCCUGUCCUUGCUUCUAUGUCUCAAUCGGUUGGAAUCAACCCUCUUUACAUCAUGGUGCCAUGCACGCUCAGUGCCUCCUUUGCAUUCAUGUUACCUGUGGCAACUCCACCAAACGCUAUAGUCUUUUCCUACGGAUACCUCAAGGUUUCAGACAUGGCAAAAACUGGCAUGAUGAUGAAUAUCAUAGGGAUCUUCUGCAUCACCUUAUCCAUCAACACCUGGGGCAGGGCCAUGUUCAACCUAGACUCUUUCCCUGCAUGGGCCAACCAAACAGUAAUAUGACAGACACUAGGCCAAAUGGAUACCAGCAAGCUGCUUAAUUUCUUCGCAUCAUUCUCAUAAAUGUCGUGGAUCAAAGCUGCAGCAGAGAGAAAAUGGAAUCUGUCAUGCCUUGCAGGACUAUUUUGCACACUCAUAACCUCUUUCAGACCUACAGUAACUAAGCACCAGGAUAUACUACAGUAUGUUCAAAUGUUUGGGGCUCUUACAAUUUUUUAAUGUUUUUGAAAUCUCUUAUGCUCAUCAAAAAUGCAUUAAAAUCUGAUAAAAAAAUACAGUAAGAAUAAUAUUAUGAAAUAGUUUUCUAAUUAAUGUUAAUAAUAUUGUGAAAUAGUUUUUGCAACAAAAUGACCAUUUUAUAUUUUAAUAUAUAUUAAAAUGUAAUUUAUUACUGUAAUGGCAAAGCUGGAUUUUCUAGCAGCCAUUACUCCAGUCUUCAGUGUCACACAGUCCUUCAGAAAUCAUUCUAAUAUGCUGAUUUCUUAUUAUUAUCAUUGUUGAAAACAGCUGUGCUGCUUAAUAUGUCUGUUGAAACCAUGUUUGUUUGAUUCUUUGAUGAAUAGAAAAGGGUGAAUUUUACUUACCCCAAACUUUUGAACACUAGUGUACAUGGUCAUAACAUUUUGCAACCCAACUUUAUCAACCAAAUAUGCAUGUCAGAUGUUUCAAUCAUCGAAACAAUCAAAUGUUUCAAACAUUUCAUAUAUUCACAAACAUUGCUUUAGAUGGCAUGAUUAUCUGAUAACAGUAGACUAAACGAUGACCCAGAAGAAAAAAACAUAUUGUGGAUGUUCGUUCCAAUUAUAAUUAAUCAUUUGAAAUUCUCUGGGAUAAACCUGAAUGAGAUGUGAAAGCCUCACCAACAACUGCCUUAAAUCUCAGGGCAUUAAACUAGUAAGACACAUCACGGGCAAUUUCCUAGAUUCAAUUCUGCAAAUACCUCAUGGUUUUGACACAUGAAAUAGUCCUAGUUCAUAACAGGUAUGCUGAAACAUUUGAACAUGUAUAAAUUAUAAAUAUAUAAUUUAUAGUGUUAAACGCCACAAACUGCAUGAAUAAUGCAUUAUUACAUCACUGGAGAAGUGCAAUUUUAAAAUGUAAAUUUUUCCUUGUAUUAAUGCAACAACUGAUUUUCUUUUGUUUUAUGUGAGUGUGUUUUGUUUUGGGCCAUCAAACUAUUGUAUUCUCUCUAAACAGAGUUAAAAUAUGCAACUUUAAUACUAUGUGUACAUCUACGUUUUAUAGUUCCAGUCUGUACCUAUAGCAUCAAAAUGACUUUCUUUAGAAAUAUUUCUAAAAUGAAAAUAAUGCACAAUUGGAAAGUGUAUGACAUUAACGCACAGGCAGGGAUGGUCUCUCAGAGUUUAAUGCACAUUACCAGUGUGGUGUGCGAGUUCACUGAUACACUGUAUCACAUUUUAUUUGACUAAAUACUACAAUGCUUACUGAAACAUUAUUUUGCAAUUUUGGAGAAAUUAUACAAAUAAAAAAAAUAAUAAUGCUGUUUAUGAAAAAUAAAGCACUUACA